Messenger RNA from Nylanderia fulva, 1676 nucleotides. Its product is annotated as zinc finger C4H2 domain-containing protein. NCBI's taxonomy places the organism in Eukaryota, Metazoa, Arthropoda, Insecta, Hymenoptera, Formicidae. The record is from RefSeq and is a predicted model, not a curated record. Gene Ontology annotation, cellular component: nucleus. Gene Ontology annotation, biological process: positive regulation of neuron differentiation.
AGACAGAAAAGAGACAGCGUAGGAAGGAAAGAACGCGAGAUUUACCUUUAAAUAAAUAAUCGUACUCGUCGUCCCGAGUGCCCAUCUCGAUCGCGACAAGCAACAAGCACCUUUCAACAAGCCAACGUCGGAUGUCCCUAGGGUCGUCGGAACCGUACUACCGCUGGCGAUGUGUUCAGCUUAUAUACAAAGAGAGACAGGAGGCCACACGACAGGAUAGGAGCCGCCGACUAUCCCCCGUAAUUUGUUCCCGUGUCCGGCUGUCGCGGCACGCGACUACGGGCAAACGCCGUCGCGCAAAACGAUACGAGACGAAAAAAACAGAGGGAAGCCAAGGGCGGUGCGCGGACGGCGAGCAGAUCGCUACGGCGAUACAAUUAUUUUCCUUCUUUCAAUUCAACUGUACAAUAUGGCCUCCUUUCUACGCCCCUCCAGACCCGAUACGAAGCAUGCAUGCGCACUGAUCCGCGCGUGCGCGGUGCGCGAACUGUCACGCGCAUGCGCGACCUGUCAUCUGUCACGCGCACGCGCGAAUUGUCACCUGUCAUCUGUCAAGCGCACGCGCCGCUCGACACGACCUCUCUCGCCCUGUUACGCAAUUUACUAGGAGGGUUAGGAAGAGUGUUCGAUGACAGAUGACAGCCAAUUGGGACGAAGAAUCUUUUGCCCUUUGAAGGGAAAAUAAUGAAGGAUUCUUUUGGACGCGUUGAAUGCCAAGCCGAUAAUAUAACGAUAAAUAAUAAAAAUUAGUGUCUCCCAAAAUGUCAGCGCCCGAGACAGCAGUGAUUUUUGCAAAGCUAGAAGCUUUAAAGGACAUUAGAUCGAAGACCCUUCAAUUGGAGAAACUAAAACAGAGAAUAAUGCAGGAAGUGGAACAGACAGAACAGGAGGAGAAGUGUUUAUUAGAAUAUAAACAAGAGAUGGAUUUACUGAUGCAAGAGAAAAUGGCACAUGUAGAAGAGCUGCGUCAGAUACAUGCAGACAUUAAUGCGAUGGAAUCUGUAAUCAAGCAAGCAGAGGAAGCACGUAACAGGGCAAGAGAAACUGCAAAACUGAUUCACAAUAAUGACUAUCAGCCUUUGAAACAUGACAUUGAUCGCAUGCGUAGAGAAAUUUUGGGUUUGGAAAGACUACCAGAGUUAUAUGAGACUGAAUCAGAUCUUAUCUCCCCAGAACGGUUUGUUCAUAGCUACUUUGAACGGCCAAUGCAAAAGGCAGAGUGGAGAGUAGAAGUACGAGGUGACGAUUUAUUACCGCCGCUCGGACUACAUCAUCCUGGACAUCCAGGCGGCUCGACACCUUUUCUAGCUCCACAACCUCUUCAGGGGCCGAGUAAACCAGAACCUAGACCGCUACCACCAGCCCCGGGGCCUCCAGCUCCAACAUUCAGGUACCACUGGCAACAACCACCGCCUAUGAAGUCUUGCCUUUCGUGCCAUCAACAAAUUCACAGAAAUGCACCAAUUUGUCCACUCUGCAAAGCAAAAUCGCGUUCACGUAAUCCCAAAAAACCAAAGAAGAAAGAUUAAUUAUAAUUAGAAAUAUUAUUUAUAUGAAUAAUCUUUAUAUUAUAAUCUUUAUAUCCUUGUAUAUUUAUAUGAAUAAUUCCCUACAAUUUGUCUUAAGAAGAUACAUGUAUUAAUCAUUUUGUAAUCCAUAGAAACUAUGCACUCUUA